Messenger RNA from Miscanthus lutarioriparius, 2733 nucleotides. Lineage: Eukaryota; Viridiplantae; Streptophyta; Magnoliopsida; Poales; Poaceae. The record is from the annotation of a GenBank genome assembly.
AUGGCGACGGCUUACGCUACCAGGACUCGUUGUCGAGACUCACCUACGUCUCCGACGCCGGCUUCGUCGACGCCGGCGAGGGGCUUCAACGCCGCCGUGCGGCCACCGUACGUCGAUAGGGGUCUGGCCGACCGGUACCUCAACGUCCGCUACUUCCCCACCGUCAUGGGCGGCGGCGCGACGCGCAGCUGCUAUACGCUCCGGCAGGUGGCGCAGGGAAGCAGGAACCUCGUCCGGGCCACCUUCUACUACGGCAACUACGACGGGCAGAGCGCGCCCCCGGCCUUCGACCUCCACCUCGGCGUCAAUCGAUGGGCCACCGUCAACGUCACCACCGCCGAAGGCGUCUACAUCUUCGAGGCGGUGGCCGUGUCGCCGGUCGACUUCAUGCAGGUGUGCUUGGUCAAUAUAGGGUUGGGUACACCGUUCAUCUCUGGGCUGGAGCUCAGGCCGCUCAGUGCGACCAUGUACCAGGAGGCUACGGUCAAUCAGUCACUGUUUUUGCUCAGCCUGUCCCGCCCAUCAGCCAGAUUCAAUUUCAAUCGAUACCAGUUCAAUCCAGAUUAUUCUGUCCCGCCAUUCAGGUACCCUGAUGAUUCGUAUGACCGCCUGUGGCAAAGGUAUGGCCGCAACGCCGCAUGGACCAACAUAAACACCACCAGGGAAGUCGACGUCUCUAAUGUCGCCAACAGCUUCGACAAGCCAUCGGAGAUACUGCAGAACGCAGCCACUCCGGUGAACGGAACUACCCAGAUGGACUUCUCAUGGAGCUCAGAUCCCUCCUUGGACAACGGCAAUGGCAAUUCGACUUACCUCUUGUUUCUCUACUUCGCGGAGCUUCAGAGGGUGCCAAGCAAUGGGCUGAGACAGUUUGACAUCCUCGUCGACAACGCUACAGGGAAUGAUGGCAGCAGCCAGGGCUUCACCCCCAAGUACCUCUCCGCGGAGGUUGUGAAGAGGACGGCACAGGGGCCUGGCCAGCAUAGCGUCUCUCUUGUCGCCACACCGGCGGCCACGCUUCCACCCAUCCUGAAUGCAUUCGAGAUAUAUUCAGUCAAGCCAAUGACAGAGAUGGCGACGAAUAGUGCAGACGCUAAAGCUAUGAUGACAAUUCGAGAAAGAUAUGCACUGAAGAAAAAUUGGAAGGGUGAUCCUUGUGCACCAAAAGCAUUUGCAUGGGAUGGCUUGAACUGCAGUUAUCCAUCAUCUGGUCCUGCACAGAUAAUAGCUCUGAAUUUAUCAUCGAGUGGGUUGACUGGUACAGUUAAUUCUUCUUUUGGAGAUCUAAAAUCCCUCCAACAACUAGAUCUGUCAAAUAAUAGCCUAUCAGGUCCAGUGCCAGAUUUUCUAGCGCAAAUGUCGUCACUGUCAUUCCUUGAUUUGUCAAGCAACAUACUCAGUGGAUCAGUACCUGCAGCUCUGCUACAAAAGAUACAAAAUGGAUCUCUGGUAUUGAGGAUUGAUUGUGACAAUGGUCCAUCUACAUGUGAGCCGAAGAAGAAGAAAAGAAACAAAACACUUAUCAUUGCAACAGUUGUUCCAAUAGCAGUAGCAACUCUACUGUUUGUUGCAGGAUUACUUAUCCUCCAUAGAAUGAGAAACAGACAAGAUACAUGGAUGGCAAACAACUCAAGGUUUAUUAGCCCUCAAGCCAGUUCACACAUAUUUGAGAACAGAAAGUUCACCUACAAGGAGCUGAAGCUCAUGACAGCUAACUUCAAAGAAGAAAUAGGGCGAGGAGGGUUUGGUUCUGUCUUCCUAGGAUAUUUGGAGAAUGGAAGUCCAGUUGCCGUCAAGAUGCGUUCAAAAACAUCCUCUCAAGGGGCUAAAGAGUUUUUAGCUGAGGCUCAGCAUUUGUCUAGAGUUCAUCACAAAAAUCUGGUUUCCUUGAUUGGAUAUUGCAAGGACAAGAAACAUAUGGCCCUUGUCUAUGAAUACAUGCAGGGGGGAAACCUAGAGGACUGUCUAAGAGGAGAGGCCUCUGCUGCUACACCCCUCACUUGGCAUCAACGUCUCAAGAUUGCUCUCAACUCCGCCCAAGGACUGGAGUAUCUGCAUAAAUCAUGCCAGCCACCACUGAUCCAUAGGGAUGUGAAGACAAAGAACAUUCUUCUAUCUGCUGAUCUUGAGGCGAAGAUAGCUGACUUUGGGCUCAUGAAAGCAUUCUCUGAUGAGUUCAGGACCCAUGUCACCACACAACCAGCAGGCACCCUAGGAUAUCUUGACCCUGAAUACUACAACACGUCCCAGCUCAGUGAGAAGAGUGAUGUAUACAGCUUCGGUGUUGUGCUAUUGGAGCUUAUCACAGGCCAGCCACCAGCAGUUCCUGUAAGUGACACUGAGAGCAUCCAUGUUGCACUAUGGGUGCGCCAGAAGCUCUCUGAGGGUGAUAUUGCAAGCAUUGCUGACCCAAGGAUGGGAGGGAUGUAUGAUGUCAACUCUCUCUGGAAAGUUGCAGAGUUGGCACUGAAGUGCAAAGAACAACCAUCAAGGGAGCGACCGGCAAUGACCGACAUUGUGGCAGAGCUCAAGGAGAGCUUGGAGCUGGAGGUGUCCUAUGCAAUGGGCUACUACAGUUCAGUCUCGACCAGCACAAUGAAUCUCAGCACAACAAGUGUUGAUUUGCAUAGCAAUGAAAAACCAAGUGAUCAUCCGGGGCAAAAAGAUGACCUAGAGUUGCAACAGGUAGACAUUGUUGAAUCAGCAACUCGUAUAGGUCCUGCACCAAGAUGA